Messenger RNA from Closterium sp. Naga37s-1, 7911 nucleotides. Lineage: Eukaryota; Viridiplantae; Streptophyta; Zygnematophyceae; Desmidiales; Closteriaceae. The record is from the annotation of a GenBank genome assembly.
AUGCUGCAGAGGCUCGGGCCAGCUUCGGUGGCAGGGUUGGUACCGCCUGCAGGGGUUGCUGCAGCUGCGACGGCAGCUGCUGAAGCAAUGAGAUUGCUGGGAGGGGAGGAGGACGAGGAGGAGGAGGAGGAAGAGGAGGUUAUGCCCGAGACGGCCAAGGCGAAGCGCGCGAGGCUGCGAGCCGCCAGGCGCAGCGGCAGGCGAGCCGCUAUAGAGCAGAUUAACUCCUUCCUGCGAACGCGGCUGCUGGAAACACCUAUUCCCGCGGAGGUGACGCGGGUGCGGGUGGGAGGGGGCAAGGUGCGCGUGUAUGUGGAGGGCGAGUAUCAGGCGGACAUCACUGCUGGGUAUAUGUCCAACCUGUCUCUUUGGAAGGUGAUUAAAGUGAAGAUUCUUGUACGGGGCGCGGAGAACGCGGCAGAGGGGGAUGGGGAGGAGGAAGAGGAAGAAGAGGAGGAUGAAGAGGAGGAGGAUGAGGGGGAGGGAGAGGGCAGAAAGGAGAGGAAGAAGCGGGGCCAACAGCGAUCGCAGGGGAGGAAAGGCACGGCGUCAAGGCAGCACGGAGGGGCACGCAGGGUGAAGGGCAUCAAGGGCAUCCCCAUGAGCGAGGUGCAGCAGAUGGCUCUAGCAGAUGAGCUGCAGCGACGCAUGGCAGCAGCAGCCGAGGACCCAAUCACAGCCCUCCACGUGGUGCUCCACCAGGUGUGCUGCGGCGUGGUGGCGGACGAGAUUCUCCUUCAGCUGCACGCGCUCUGCGCCGCCCGCUGGCGCCACCACGUCAAGUUCGAGGUCUCUGCCCGGGACGCGGGCGGCACGGGCGGCGGGAGAGGGGGAUCGGUGGGUGUGGGGACGUCUGGGGGACCUAGUGGGAGCAAAGGAUGGGCAGGAGGGGGAGCGGGAGGGGUAGGGGGAACAGGGGGGGUAGCAGGGGCAGGGGGAUUAGGGGGAAAGGGCGGAGUGGGGGGGGCGAGGGUCAGUGGUUCAGGAGCAGCAGCAUCGAGUGGGGGUGGGAGGGAUGGGGAACGAUACGGGGCAGCAGAGGCAGGAGAAGGAGGAGCGGGGGCAGGAGAAGCAGCCGGGGGUGCCGCAGGGUUGCCAGCGGUUCCAGAGGUAUCCCCUGCGGUGCUGCACGUGUGGUACUGGCUGGACCCGGGGAAGGGUGAAAGCACAGGGGGCUCGUCUUCAGCUGUGCUGGUGCGGCUGGGUAUCGUCAGCUUUGAAAGCGCAGAUGAGCCGCCGCCCUGCCUCACUCUCUCCCUCGCCCCACCCCCUACCACCCCUCCUCCUCCUGUCGUCCCUCCUGCCUCUGCUCCAGGCUCAUCUGCAGCAGCUGCUGCUGCGGCGGCGGCGGCGGUUCCUGCUGCUCCUCCCUCCUCCCUCUACUCCCGCCAGCCAUUGCGCAACCAGCUUAUCUGCCAGCAUACGCCGCCCGUGGUGGACCCCGAGACGGGCGGCGAGGUUUGUCUCUAUCUGGACCCGAGCAGGAUCGAUGUGGAGAAGCUGGUGCUGUUUGCCGCCCGGUGCUCGGCGCAUGCCAAGCUGGCGCGGUUAAGGCGAGACCUGCUGGCGGCUCCGCUGCUCUGCUCCGGGUCCCAAGACGUGCUGCUCUCCUUUCCCCCCACCCCCUCUUUCUCCCCCUACCGCUCCUCAUCUCUCUCCACCGCCCACUCUCCCUUCUCCGAGCCCCCUCCUCCUCCAUCUCCUCCUCUGUGUUCGUCUGUAGAUGCUGCAAAGGGUGCAGUGCCGCUGAGCGAAAAGUCGGGAGGAGAGGGGAAGGAAAAAAGGGGAGGGGGGUUGGAUGGCGUUGCCAAGAGGCUGGGGAGUGUGCUGGGGAAGCGGAAACUGCUUAUGGAAUCUCUGUCGCUUGCGAGUGCUGCCAUUCCUGGCAGUGGAGAUGGUGCUGAGGUUGAUGCUGGUGAUCAUGGUGCUGGUGCUGGUGCUGGUGAUGCUGGUGGUGGUGGUGGUGAUGCUGGUGGUGGUGGUGCUUCAACCCAUGAUGAUCUGCCAAGAGCCAAGAAGCAGAGACAGGGAGGUGCUGAGAGAGAGGUGGCAACUGCCGGGGGUGGAGAGCGGUGGAGAGGCAGCAGCAGAGGUGGGGACAGGUGGGGUAGGGAAGCGUCUGGGUCGAGAGGGAGGGAGGUGCUGUGGGUGCGGGCGUGUGGCGACUGGUUUGCGGCGAUCGGCAUGAACACGCGCACCGGGCGGUACGAGGUGUGGGCGGGCGGCAAGGGCUUGUCCUGGGCGGCGGCGAGGGAGGUGGAGGGGGCGCUGAACAGUGGGAGCUCGACAGCUGGUGAUGCGCUGGUGCUGCUGCGGCUGCACUGCCUGCACGCCCAGCUCACCGCAGCGGGCAUGGCCCUGGGCUUGGUGGUGAGUUGGGUUUGCACUGCCUGUGGGCUGUGGGCUGUGGUCUGUGGGGGUGUAAUGGGUUUCAUGGCGACGCGCUGGUGCUGCUGCGGCUGCACUGCCUUCACACCCAGCUCACCGCACGGGCAUGGCUCUGGGUCUCGUGGAAAGGGGAUGGAUUGGGGGGAAAAGGGGAGGGCGGGGGAGGGAGAGGAAGGAGAUCAGGGGAGAAUGAGGAAAGGGGGGAAAAGGGGGGAUGGAGAGAGGAAGGAGAUGGUGGGAGGUUGGGAGGAGCUUUUGGAUAUGGCGGAUGACUGGGAAAGUGAUGGUGAGGAGGAUGUUGAGAGGGAUGAGAGGGAUGAGAGGCUCGGAGGGGUGGGUGAUGAUGGGGAGAUGGGCAGAGUAGUGGGGAUUGGGGUGGGAGAAGGUGCAGAGCAAGCAGCAGCAGCCGUUGAUGGAAAGCAGAGUGCAGAUCGUGCUGCAGCGGUUCAAAGCGGUGGUGAUGAUAAAGACAGUGGUGGUGCUGGUGGUGGUCGUCGUGAUGUUACUGAUGCACCCAAGGCCCAUGAACCAGCAGGCAGAUCUGUCAAGAAGCGCAAACACCAACACACCACUCACCGCCCAUCCCAACCCCUUCACUGCGCUCUGAUUGGCCAGCUGCUGCAGGAGCUGGUACAGCUGGCAGGGCGGGGCAAGGUCCCUGUGUCCCUCAUCUUCCCCCUCGUGCUGUCCCGCGCCCAGCACCUCGCUGCUGCUGCCGUCAAGCACUCCCUCCUCUCCUCCCUCCUCUCUUCUGCUGGUGUUUCCACCGUUCCCUUCCUCUCAGCUGCCUCCUCCUCCCCCUCCUCCUCCUCCUCCUCCUACUCCUCACUCUCCGCCUCCUCCCCCUCCUCUCACUUCCCCUGUCUGCCGCCCCUCAUUUCCUCUUCCCUCUCCUCCUCUGCUGCUGCUUCACGUUCGGAUUCCUCUUAUCCACCAUCCACCGUCCGCCCGUCAUCGCUCGUCUCCCCCCAAACCCUGCUGCGGAUUCCGGGCUUUCCCCCUCCUGCAGCAGCAGCUGCACUGCCCCCAGAUACCGCCUCCCCCUGGCAGUCCCUGCUGCUGAAAUCCGAUUCGCCGUCCACUGCCAGCUGGUCCGUGCUGGUGCCAGCUCAGCAUUUUGUCAGCUUGUGGCAGCUUCAGGAGUUUUGUCAGCUGCGGCAGCAUCAGCAACAUGGGCAGGAGACGGACAUUGGACAAGGGGGAAGUUUUUUUGGACUGGCUGCCGAACCUCUGCAUCCAUCCGUACUGGCGGGUGAUGCUGCCGAACCUGAUGCUACCAAGGCUAGUUCGACGAGGCUUGGAAAAAAGAGAGCAAGCAGGGGAGGAGAGGGUGAGCAUCGCAUGAAACGCCUCCUUCGCACAUGUGUGUGGGCACGGGAAGGAGUUGCUUACAGCGAUGAGAGCACAGCCGGUCCGCCGUCGCCAGCAUGGCACGUGACCUGGCGUGCGCGUGGCAGGCGUUUCUCUUCUCCUGCUGCCUCUGCCGCUGCGUCCAAUGCUGGUGUUGAGGGGACGGGGGCAAUGAAACGGGAGCAUAAUCUGGAUGCGGGUGGCAGUGGCGCUGGUGCUGCUGCUGCUGCUGCUGCUGGCGGUGCUGGUGGUGGCGCUGAUGAUGGUGGUGGUGGUGGUGACGAUUGGGGAGAUGUGUCAUUGGCCGUGGAUUGCAGGGUCAUGGUUUCACCUGAUGACUUGUGGCCGCACACACAGUAUCUAGAGGAGUGUGUGCGCAUGGACGAUGCAGGGCUGUUGCUGGACGCCAUACGCCUCACAGCAGCGCCGCUGCACGCCCUGCACUCCGCCAUCCGCCCCCUCCGCUCCCUCUCCGUCCCUCCCACCUCGCUGCCGCCGCACCUACACCAUCAUGCACAGCAGCAGCCAAACGGGCAGCCAUCGCAGAAUAAUGUUCCUGCACAUGCUGCAUCAGCUGCUGCAGGUGCCACUGCGUCUGCUCCUCCUGCUCCUACAGCAUCACCUCCGGAAGCUUCUGCUUCCGCUGCAGCCUCAGCCGCUGCCACUGCAGCAGCCCCAGCCGCUGCCACUGCAGCAGCCACUGCAGCCCCAGCAGCAGCAGCAGCAGCAGCAGCAGCAGCGGCGGCAGCAGCAGCAGCAGCAGCAGCAGCAGCAGCAGCAGGGGCGUCGCGAGGGCUGAUGCUGGGAGCAACGCUAUGCUCUCUCCUCCCAGGAGACAUCACAAUCAUCCCACGUGGCCCCUUCUCCUUCCGCAUCGUCUACCGCCACGACUUUGCCAUCCACAUGCGCUGCUUCGCCCCCGACUUCGUCUGGCUGCAGCCCGCCCCGCCGCCCAAAUCCUACGACCUGCCGCCCGGGCUCGUCACGAUGUUCCCUGAAGGCUCCGCUGCCGUUUUGGCUGCAGCGGAAACUCCCAGCGGUGCUGCUGGGAGCGGGAACAGGGGUGGUGGGAACAGGAGGGGUGGGGCAUCAGGAGGACUUACUCCAGGCAUUGGCUAUCCGAGUGGGUCACCCAGUGGUGGUUCUGCUGCUGCUGCUGCAGCAGCGAGCGGGGUGAUUCGAGGGGAUCUGUCUCUGGGAGGAUCUUUGCCCUGCCCACAGUUCCGCCCGUUCAUUCUGGAGCAGGUCUCUCUGCUGCUCUCACAGCUCUCACAUGCGCCUGACCUGCCUCCCGCUGCUGCUGCUGCUCUUCCUCCUGCUUCCACCGCUCCUGCUGCUGCUGGUCCGGGUGCUGGCAGGCUUGGGAGGACAGGGUCGGGGAUGGAGAGCCUGGGAGCAGGAGGGCAGCAUUCGGCCGGUCCCAGCAGCUCACACCAGCACCAGCACCAGCACCAGCACCAGCAGCAGCAGCAGCAGCAGCAGCAGCAGCAGCAGCAGCAGCAGCAGCAGCAGCAGCAGCAGAGGGCAGAGAUGCAGCGGUGGCAGCACAUGGCAGCAUCCCUCGCCUCCUCAGUGCGAGCAGAGUCCCACACGGCAAUGGUGGGGCUGUCAGACGACGGCGGGUACGGCGGGGCGUGGGUGCCCGUGGUGCUGCUCAAGCGAGUGCUGCGCAGCAUGCUGCGGUACCUCGGGACCAUUGCUCUAUUUGCUCGGUUUCCGUCCGUGCUCGCGGCUGUGCUGGGUCCUGCCAUGGGGACCAGAGAGGCUGGGCUGCUGUCUCAGGAUCCGGAACAGCCCGCACUGCGGUUCUUCAUCGGCAACUAUGUGUACAUGGUGAAUCUGCACCGCCAUCGCCGCCCUACUGCUGGAGACCAGCUGCAACUCAUGCUACAGGUUGUAAACGCCCGUAUGGCUCCACAGCGCCGCCCGCCCGCAAUGACACCCGAUGCUGACGUGGACAUGAGCCCUGCUGAGCUGGCAGAGAUUAGUGACCUCUUCACGCGCAAGGUGGCAGUGGAGCCCUUCGACGUGUCCCGCCUGUCGUCAUUUGUGACACUUGUCAUGCUCCCAUUGGCCGUGAUCCGCGAAUUCAUGGGCUUGCUGGCCUUGAGACGGGAACAGCAGCGAUUGCUGGCUGCUGCUGCUGCAGCUGCUUCUGCCGGAACAGGCGGGGCAGCAGCAGGAGAGGCAAUAUCGGGGGGAGGUACAUCUGCUACAGGUGGGGCUGGGGCAGGUAACAUCCCUGCCAUCCCGCCAGCCGCCCGGAUCGCAGUCGAUCUGUGCUUUGAGAAUCGCAUCGGGCUAGGCUGGGAUCUCCCAGAUUCGUUUGGGAGACACAGUGGAGGUUCAUCUGGGGGAGGUGUAUCUGCAGGCCAGGUUCACCCAGGCUCUGCUACAGCCGGGAAUGCAGCUGGCAGCGGUAGAACAGCCGACCGCAGCGAUAUCAGCUACAGCCGGGCAGAAAGUCGCGUGGAUUUCUCUCUUGUCCUACUCAUGGACCAUGCCGCCCUCUCCGCCGCCCACCUGCCGGUCCAAAUCGCGGGCGGCGCAGGCUGGCUGGCGCACUGCAUCUCGGUCCGCCUCCGGCUGCACUUCUCCGCCGCCCCUGCCAAUCCGGCUGCUGCUGGUGCAUGCGCUGCCUCUGUUGCUCCCGGUAUCAAGUGGCAGGUUCAGCCUAAGGUAGCAGGUGAGAUUCUCCUCAGGUAUUUACAGCCCCAGGUCACUUGGCAGCAUGGGGAUGCUGGCAGGGGAGCAGAGACUGCCACACUCCCUCCACCUGCCUCGGUCUCUGCACCAACCCUCUCUGCACCAACCCUUUCCAAAGCUAAGUGCUUUACCCUCAAGGUCACUGAACUUGGCAGCAUGGGGAUGCGGGCGGGGGAGCUGCGAGUGUCGCCCUCUCUGUACCAAUCCUCUCUGCACCAACUCCUUCCAAAGCUAAGUGUUCUACCCUCAAGGUUCUCACCAGCCCACUUCUUGGUCACUGAACUUGGCAGCAUGGGGAUGCGGGCGGGGGAGCUGCGAGUGUCGCCCUCUCUGUACCAAUCCUCUCUGCACCAACUCCUUCCAAAUUUAAGUGUUCUACCCUCAAGGUUCUCACCAGCCCACUUCUUGGUCACUGAACUUGGCAGCAUGGGGAUGCGGGCGGGGGAGCUGCGAGUGUCGCCCUCUCUGUACCAAUCCUCUCUACACCAACUCCUUCCAAAUUUAAGUGUUCUACCCUCCAGGUUCUCACCAGCCCACUUCUUGCAUGGGGAUGCGGGCGGGGGAGCUGCGAGUGUCGCCCUCUCUGUACCAAUCCUCUCUGCACCAACUCCUUCCAAAGCUAAGUGUUCUACCCUCAAGCAUGGGGAUGCGGGCGGGGGAGCUGCGAGUGUCGCCCUCUCUGUACCAAUCCUCUCUGCACCAACUCCUUCCAAAGCUAAGUGUUCUACCCUCAAGGUCACUGAACUUGGCAGCAUGGGGAUGCGGGCGGGGGAUCUGCGAGUGUCGCCCUCUCUGUACCAAUCCUCUCUGCACCAACUCCUUCCAAAGCUAAGUGUUCUACCCUCAAGGUUCUCACCAGCCCACUUCUUGCAUGGGGAUGCGGGCGGGGGAGCAGCGAGUGUCGCCCUCUCUGCACCAAUCCUCUCUGCACCUACUGCUUCCAAAGCUAAGUGCUCUACCCUCAAGGUCACUGAACUUGGCAGCAUGGGGAUGCAGGCGGGGGAGAAGCGAGUGUCGCCCUCUCUGCACCAAUCCUCUCUGCACCAACUCGUCACUGAACUUGGCGGCAUGGGGAUGCGGGUGGGGGAGCAGCGAGUGUCGCCCUCUCUGCACCAACUCGUUUUAAAGCUAAGUGCUCUACCCUUAAGCAUGGGGAUGCGGGCGGGGGAGCAGCGAGUGUCGCCCUCUCUGUACCAAUCCUCUCUGCACCUACUGCUUCCAAAGCUAAGUGCUCUACCCUCAAGCAAGUGCUUUCACCUUCAUCCCUCCUCCUCAUGUUCUGCUGGCCUCUCUUUUGCAUCUCUCUUCCUUGUACCUUGCUUCUCUGCACUCACUUCUUCCGUACCUGCCUCCCCCUCCCUCCCUCCCUCCAAGGUCAGUGAACUUGGCAGCAUGGGGAUGCGGGCGGGGGAGCAGCGAGUGUCGCCCUCUCUGUACCAAUCCUCUCUGCACCAACUCCUUUGCUAA